AUGCACAGAACCAUCAGUGUCAAAUAUAGAAUUGUUCGAAGAGUAGACAUCGACAAAGCUCCACUUGCAACUUUUGAUACUGUUGACCUUGGAGACGAGGAUGUUCAGGCAGAACGUCAUCAGCUAGACAGUCAUCCGCCAGACAGCACAGAGAGGACAGUUAAAGCUGAAGACAGCCAGCGCACUUGUCAGAUUUCAGAAUACAAGCAUCCAGAGUUAUUUAUUUAUGAUGGUGGUCUGAAAUCUGAAAUCAUAGGGGCCAGUAGUUCGAAGAAGUCCCUGACCCAAGCUGGCGGGGAAGAAAGGGAGGGUGGAGAUGAACGAGCCAAGGACAGGGUAGGUUGUGUCGUGGAUGAGAAUGUUCAAGGGUCAUUCCUGGCUCACGGUACAGUUACUGAAGUGUCCUGGGCAGAGGCAAAGCAGUCAGAUAGAGGACAACCAGAAGAACUGCAGAAAACUGAACCAGUUUUUAGUGAUAGAGAGUGGAGCGGUGAAAAUGAUGCACAAGGCUGCCGAGUUAUACCGUCACUAGCUGGUCAUGGAACCAUUGGCCGGGUGCAUGUUCCUGUGAAGAAACAAGAUUCGGACUCGUCCUCAUCAAGCCCAGGCUCCUGUAACGGUGCUGCUUUCACAUUCCAGCCUUCCAAUUCAUCGGCAUCUCAACUUGAUAGGACAGGACCUGAUGGCCAGGUAGAAGACGCAGAUGCCAAAAAAGACGCUGUGGACAAUCUAGUGCCGGAAUACUUUGAUCCAAGUCAGAUCUUGUCACCUUCUAAACGUAAGGCAUAUGAAAGACGCAUUGAGAGGUUAAAGGUCACAACCUCACCAAUUGCUCGUCCUCGCAGCACAACACCAAUCAAUGUUGUGACCUUAGAUGAGUAUGCUGUUAUCAGUUCACCUGACACAACACCAGCAACAGCUUUCAUUGUGCAGGAUAAGUUAAAGAUCACCCUCCCAACAGACGAGUUUACCUGCAAACCAAAGACCCCUAAACUACCUAGUGCCAGGAAGCACAACAUUGAUGACACCUGCUUUGAGUUCACAGAAGAGUUCCUGUUCAGCCGCACAAAGGCCGCCUUGGUUGUGGCUGAUGAUGGCCAGCUGCCAGUUUCACCACGUCGAGUUCUGAUCCCACCCAAUCUGACACCGUCUACAUCUCCAAAACUUUCUGCCUCCCCAAAGCUGACUCCUGACUCAUUUUACGAAGAUCUAGCGCCAGAUGCUCCGUAUCUGAAGGAGAUUCAGGAAAUCGAAGCCACACGUAGAUUUUUUGGUACAACUGUUGAUGAAAGCGAAGAGGACAAUUGGGCAGAUUUUAGAGACAUUUACCAGACGGAUGAGACUGAGGACAACGACACCAGUACCAGUACAGUCUGUGAUACAAAUGAGGCUGAGGCUGGUGGAUCUGCACUGCUUGCUGAAGACUGGCCCACUCCGGCUGUAGCUGGAGACGGUCUGUUUGCUGAAACUUUUCCUCUGGAAUCUGCCAGUCUAUUUGCUGAAUCUGUUCCAUUCACAGCAAGCAGUGGUCAUCUGGAUGUCCUGAAGGAGUUUCUAGUCUAUCAGGAAGAAGGUGACUUCGAUGCUAGAGCACAAACUGUUUCCACUCAUUCAGACCAGCCUGAUGUUGGGUACGAGAACACUUCCAAAUAUUCUGAGUUUUUUCAUGAGAGCAUUGUAGACAGUGAUGCAGACUUUCCACAGCUGGGUUAUUCAGGGUUGUUGAACAGUACAUCAACUUCUGUCACCCCACUUGAAGGGGCACAUCUAGCCAUUGACUCUGAUAUUGAAUCAGAGGAGAUUAUUACCAUAGAGAUCAAUCACUCAGCAGAAAGCCAUGAAAAACAUAUAGGAAUUGAAAUCAGGUCGACAGGAAACAGCACUAGCGUGUCUCCCAUCUGCUCGGAUUGGUUGACUGGACACCGGAGUCCAAGUGCUGAUAACUUUAGAGCUGUUUCUCAAGAAGCACCUGGCUUUCAGCGAGAUCGUGGUGUCUUGUCUCUAGCACAUGAUGAUAAUGACAGUCCUGCGUUAAAUGGUAGAAACUAUCCUACUAAGCCUGAUGACAAUUGUACACUUGAGAAUCGUGAAGAUGUCCAGUGUAGUGAUACAUCUCUACUAGAAACUGAAAUCAGAUUAUUAGAUCUGCAGAAAACAGAACAUCAUGUGUCAUCUCCUAUCUUUGACCCAAUACCAGCACCAGACUUAAAUACCACACACACUGAUUUUCUUCCUUAUCAUCUGCCUCUUCAUCAGCAUUCACUACAACAGCAGCAACUACCACCUCUACUGGCAGAGGAGGUACCAGCUUCAGUGCCGCGUCCACCCAGCACAAACCCAUUUGACAUUGAUUAUGAACCACUCGGAUCGAACCCAUUUGCGGUUGGACUGCAGAAUCCAUGUACAAACCCAUUUUUAGUACACCCAUCCAUAUCCAGUGAUCUAAUUAACUUCUCUUUCACAUCGGACAAUUCUUCUGCAUAG
Candidula unifasciata is the source of this 2484-nucleotide messenger RNA. The record is from the annotation of a GenBank genome assembly. NCBI's taxonomy places the organism in Eukaryota, Metazoa, Mollusca, Gastropoda, Stylommatophora, Geomitridae.